Molecule: messenger RNA, 3476 nt
Organism: Sorghum bicolor (sorghum)
Lineage: Eukaryota; Viridiplantae; Streptophyta; Magnoliopsida; Poales; Poaceae
Product: protein STRUBBELIG-RECEPTOR FAMILY 3-like
Exons: 20
Coding region: 720-3077 (785 amino acids)
Biological process (GO): protein phosphorylation
Molecular function (GO): protein kinase activity; protein binding; ATP binding
Source: RefSeq, a predicted model, not a curated record
UUCCGCUCGCCUCGCCUGGCUUCUGCGCGCACUCAACCCGGACGCUCCCCCUCGCCGCAGUCCCGCCGCAUUACACGCCCCGCUUUGUCCCCUUUCCCGGCGCCCGCGACGGACUGCGACGAGCGGAUAGAUAGAUCUGUGCUGUGCGUGACGACCCAGCUCUCUCUAAUCCAUCCCCGUCCCUGUCUCGCCAUCCUCCUUUCUUCCUCUUCCUCCUCCACUCCCCCACCGAGCAGAGCGAAUCCUUAGCGGGCAAGUCUUUCCGAGCUCGCGGAGUGGGGUUCAAAACGCGGCCCGAGAAAAGGAGGACCGCACUCGCUGCUGCUGGUCGCUUGCUUUCGGUGGCGAGCGUCUCGGUAAAGCGGCGUCGGCGUCGGAGGCGGCGGCAGAGACUGGACUUGCUUGCUGCGCAGUGCAGUGCAGUGCUGCCUUGGAGACAGGAUCCUGCUGCAGAUAUGUUAAGCGACCUUCAAGUGAUGCUUUCACACACAGGCGAGAAGAGACGCCUGAAACGAAUUGCAGUACAGGAAGCGUCGUGAUUUCUUUAACACGCGUAACUGCAAGAAGCGAGAGUUGUUGUUUUCCCCCCUCCAGAUGUUGGACUCAUAAUUGAUCAGUGUGUCCAAAGACCAGAGAGGAACGUGGCUGAGUUUGCCACCACCUUCACCCACUGUGGUCGCUCGUCUGCUAAUGCCCGCGUCGGAGGAUUGCUCACGGAUAUGCUUCUGGUGAUGGGCAACCCGGGGCGCUCGGGGCAGCUGUCAGCGCUGAUUGCUUCCGCCGCCAUCUUGUUGUCACUCUCUGCGUUGCCGAUUUGUCGGCCCUACACCUACGAGCAAGAUGUGUUUGCAAUAAAUGGCUUGUACACGGCACUCGGAGCACCACAGCUGCCUAGUUGGACUUCAAAUGGUGGUGACCCCUGCAAUGAGAACUGGCAGGGUGUUUCAUGUGUUGCGUCAAAUAUCACCUCCAUAGUACUCAGCGGUGCAAAUUUGGGUGGACAGCUGGGCAACACUUUGGGGAAUUUCACAUCAUUAAUCACCUUGGAUCUCAGCAACAAUAAUAUUGGCGGGACCAUACCAGAUGGUCUACCACUCACAAUGCAGAGAUUUUUCCUUUCAGCUAACCAGCUAAGUGGUGGCCUUCCAAAUACAUUGUCGUCCCUUACACUUUUGACAAGCAUGUCACUCAAUAGCAAUCAUUUGACUGGAGCGAUACCAGAUGUAUUUUCAACACUCACUGGACUUGCAAAUUUAGAUUUUUCUGACAACAACUUGACUGGUCCGUUGCCGCCUUCAAUGGGAAAUUUGACGGCAUUGACUAGCCUACAUAUUCAGAACAAUCAAAUAUCCGGAACCCUUAAUGUGUUGCAAGAUCUCCCUUUCCAAGAUUUGAACAUUGAAAACAAUCUUUUCUCUGGUCCCGUGCCUGUGAAAUUACUGAACUUGCCAAACUUCAAGAAGGAUGGGAACCCAUUCAAUACCAGCAUAGCUCCAUCUGCACAGCCUCCCUUGGCGCCAACACCAUUACCAUCAGUCCCACCUUCAACAGGGCAUGUCCCCUCUAAAGAACCUGCACAUUCUUCUAGUGUUCCAGGUGGAAGUACAUCAGGAUCAGGAAAUCAUAGUACACUCAAAUUAGUUGGAUAUAUUCUUAUUGGGGUGGUAUUAGCAGUAGUUCUUGUGCUAAUUGCAAUGUACUGUUUGUCCAAGUACAAAGAAAAAAAGUCGAGAGGUGAUAUUUAUAUGAAAAACAAGAUAGGAAGGGUACCUCAGAAGCUUGGAGAGCCUAAAAUCAAGGAAGCGGUAGAAAUGAAGGAGUCACCAUUAAAACUCAAGAAUAAUGCUGAGAAAGCAGCUUCAAAUGUUGUUUCUGAUGGAAGAGAGGAGCAGAAGUUAAAAAUGCCAACGUCAGAAACUUCAAAUGUGGUUUAUGAUCCAAGUCGAAGGGAUGGGCAUAACUUAGAUUCGUCGCUGGCAGCUGUACCUGGGGUUGUAACAGUGAAUAAAAAAGAGCAUGUGAUUGAUAUGGAAAAGGCUGAUAAUUUUGUUGAGGACCAACUGCAUCCCCCGCAGCCGAUUGCACCGCGGACUGAGAAAGUCAUUGUCAAACCAAGUGUUCGUACAAGAAAGGGAAGAGUACCUUCAGUUGAAAAGGUGGAAUCGACGACUACUGUCAAGUCCUUCUCCAUUGCAUCCCUCCAACAAUAUACCAAUAGUUUCAGUGAGGAAAAUAUCAUAAGAGACAGCAGGUUUGGUAAGGUAUAUCUGGCAAAGCUUCCUGAUGGAGAGCAGCUACUGGAAAUUUUGAAGAUCGACACUUCUAACUCAAAAGUGCCAGUUGAUGCCUUUCUUGAGCUAGUUGUGAGGAUUUCAGAACUGAGGCAUCCUAACAUACUUGGUCUUGUUGGAUACUGUGCGGAGUUUGAGCAGCGAUUACUUGUCUAUGAGUACUGUAGCAAGCUGACCCUACAUGAUGAACUUCGUCAUGUAGAUGACUCAAGCAAGCCAUUAUCAUGGAAUGCUCGCCUCCAAGUUGCUGCGGAGGCAGCAAAAGCAUUACAACAUCUUCAUGACAGUUGCCAACCACCAGUUGUACAUCAAAAUUUUGAACCAUCUGUUGUUCUUCUCAACAGCACCUUAGUUGUGCAUAUUUCUGAAUGUGGCCUUGCAUCAUUAGCAUCAAAAUCAGUUUCUGAGUUGUCCGGACACACCUUAUUCCAUUAUGAAGCACCUGAAGUGCAUGAAUCUGGAUCAGUAAGUGAUCGAAGUGAUGUUUACAGCUUCGGUGUAGUUAUGUUGGAGCUUCUAACAGGGCGUAAACCUUAUGACAGUUCACGUCCACGAGCUGAACAACAUCUAGUGCGAUGGGCCACUUCUCAACUCUAUGAUAUCGAUGCCAUAGCGAAGAUGGUUGAUCCCUCCAUUCGAGGACAAUGUUCUGAAAAGGCAUUAUCCCGUUUUGCUGACAUUAUUAGCAGCUGUAUUCAGCAUGAACCAGAAUUCAGGCCACCAAUGUCUGAAGUUGUCCAAGACUUAACUCGCAUGGUAAGUAGUGUAUCAAGGGCUUCCAUGUAGACGAUCGAUCCCUUAAGGAAUGGGAAAAUGUGGAGGCCCGUGCUUAGAAUUCAAGAAUGCACCUCGCUUUGGAGCUUCUUGCUAGAUUCAGUUAUCUCUGGCCAUGUUGCAAGACGCCUUUGAUGAUUAUUGAUGCGGGAGUACAGUAGCAGGAUGCAAGGACUGCACCGUGUUUUGUCCACUGCCAGUAAUGCUCCUCUGAAUCUGUGGUCAAAUUAUAGUUCAAAGCUAUUGUUGUAACUCCGUAGUCUGCACAAUACAUUUCUCAGUGCCCCGGUUCCAGAUCACUUGGUGUGAUUAUGCGUGGUUAUCUAGACCAUAUGUAAAUACCAAGACGUCAAACAAAUAUAUUAGAGUUUGCUCGUGUUAAAGGUCACUCCGUGUUGACAAUUUGUUUCA